AUGCCGGAUUAUGCAAAAAAGCUAAGAAUGGCGGUUAAGACCAUGCGAGAUCAAGUAACUAAGUCGAAAGCAUUGGAUGAUAUAACUAAUGCGAUUGUUGGAAGUACUGAAACUGGAAAAGUAAAAGAGGCAGUAAUUACGAUGAUGAUGAUGAGACUUCUUCAUUUGGUAUUGUACAAAUAUUUGUAA
This is a messenger RNA of Funneliformis geosporum, 189 nucleotides long. Lineage: Eukaryota; Fungi; Glomeromycota; Glomeromycetes; Glomerales; Glomeraceae. The record is from the annotation of a GenBank genome assembly.